GCUCCCCCACCCCCGCCUCCCCGCGCCGCUCCCUCCGCCCCCUCACGCCGCCCGGCGCGCUCCGCUCUCCGCACACACUCGCACACACUCACUCACUCACACACACAUCCACACAUCCACACGCUCACACACGCGGAGCCAUGCCGAAGAGAAAGGCUGAAGGAGAGACCAAGGGCGAUAAGGCCAAAGUUAAGGAUGAGCCCCAGCGGAGAUCAGCGAGGUUAUCUGCUAAGCCCGCUCCUCCCAAGCCAGAGCCCAAACCUAAAAAAGCAGCUCCAAAGAAGAGUGAGAAGGUGCCCAAGGGGAAGAAAGGAAAAGCUGAUGCUGGCAAGGAGGGAAACAACCCUGCAGAAAAUGGAGAUGCCAAAACAGACCAGGCACAGAAAGCCGAAGGUGCUGGUGAAGCCAAGUAAAACGUGUGAAUUUUUGAUAACUGUGUACUUCUGGUGACUGUACAGUUUGAAAUACUAUUUUUUAUCAAGUUUUAUAACAAUGCAGAAUUUUGGUUUACUUUUUUUUAAGCUAUGUUGUUAGCACACAGACCGCUUCAUUGUUGUGUUCUGGGGGGGGUGGGGGGCAAUGGGGACAAAUGUCAUUUAGUCUAUUUCUCAAAACCUAAAUUUUAAUAAGAAAAGCUUUUGCCAGUCCCCCAGUUUUUGGAAGAAGGGCCCUUCCUGCAGGAAGGAAGAAGGGAUUCCCCUGUGCUGCGUGUCAGUUGUGUCCAAGUGAACAUCAGAGCUCCCACGAUGCUGUUGCCUGCUCCACAUCCCAGUGCCACCAGUUCUGCCCUGGUGUCCCCCUGUUCACCCAGAGCCAUCGCUCCAAACCACAGCAGAGCUGGGACCUUCCACUGGCAGAGGAUCCGGAUUGCUGGUGUCCGGUCUGGGAUGGACUGGCUCAAAAAGGAGCUGCGCUUCCUCUUUUCCACUGUGGACCCUCAGAUGCAGAAUUCUGCCUCUGGAGUUUGUGUUCCUCUCCAAGUCAGGGUGGGUUUGUGCAGCGUUGUCAGACAGCGCGCCAUGGGAACGUGUCCACCCUCACUCUAAACUUCGCCCUCUGCCAGUGCAAGCUGAAGAUUCUGACGGUUUUUAGCAACUUCUCCAUUUCAGUAGUCCACAAAGGGAGGGGAGUUUGACAGUUGUUGUAAAAUGUUGCGGAUUGUAGCCCAUGUCCUGCCUAAAUUACCAUGAUUGUUCAUGAAAUGUACCUUUAAUAAAGCUGGAUACGGUUUGGCUUGGACUGUU
Molecule: messenger RNA, 1244 nt
Organism: Camarhynchus parvulus
Lineage: Eukaryota; Metazoa; Chordata; Aves; Passeriformes; Thraupidae
Gene: HMGN2
Product: high mobility group nucleosomal binding domain 2
Exons: 6
Coding region: 141-413 (90 amino acids)
Biological process (GO): chromatin organization
Cellular component (GO): nucleus; chromatin
Molecular function (GO): nucleosomal DNA binding
Source: RefSeq, a predicted model, not a curated record